CGGCCGGCCGGCGGCGGCGGCGGCGGGGUCGCCUGCUCCUGGCUGCUGGACGGGCACAGCUCGCUGCUGUGCUAUGGCUUCCUCUACCUGGCGCUCUACGCGCAGGUGUCCCAGUCCAAGCCGUGCGACAAGACGGGCUCUUGCUUCUCGGGCCGCUGUGUCAACUCCACCUGCCUCUGCGACCCAGGCUGGGUGGGGGACCAGUGCCAGCACUGCCAAGGCAGGUUCAAGUUAACAGAACCUUCUGGAUACUUAACAGAUGGUCCAAUUAACUAUAAGUAUAAAACGAAAUGUACAUGGCUAAUUGAAGGCUAUCCAAAUGCAGUGUUAAGAUUAAGAUUCAAUCACUUUGCUACAGAAUGUAGCUGGGAUCAUAUGUAUGUUUAUGACGGAGAUUCCAUCUAUGCACCCCUGCUCGCUGUCCUGAGUGGCUUGAUUGUCCCUGAGGUCAGGGGAAACGAGACCGUCCCUGAAGUCGUCACAACAUCUGGCUAUGCCCUGCUACAUUUUUUCAGCGAUGCUGCAUAUAAUCUCACUGGUUUCAAUAUUUUUUAUUCAAUCAAUUCUUGUCCUAACAACUGCUCAGGCCACGGGAAGUGCACGCCGAGCGUCUCGGCCCCCAGCCAGGUCUACUGCGAGUGUGACAAGUACUGGAAGGGGGAGGCCUGUGCCAUCCCUUACUGCAGAGCCAACUGUGGCAGCCCCGACCAUGGGCACUGCGACCUCACCGGCGAGAAGCUGUGUGUGUGCAACGACAGCUGGCAGGGUCCUGAUUGUUCUCUGAAUGUUCCUUCCACCGAGCCGUACUGGAUUCUUCCCAACGUGAAGCCGUUCAGUCCGUCUGUCGGUCGGGCUUCGCAUAAAGCGGUUUUACACGGGAAAUUCAUGUGGGUGAUUGGAGGCUAUACUUUCAACUACAGUUCUUUUCAGAUGGUCUUGAAUUACAAUUUAGAGAGCAGCCUAUGGAACGUAGGAACCCUAUCCAGGGGACCUGUCCAGAGAUACGGACACUCGCUUGCUUUACAUCAGGAAAACAUCUUUAUGUACGGAGGCAGAAUUGGAACCAGUGAUGGCAAUGUUUCAGAUGAACUCUGGGUUUUCAACAUCCCCAGCCAGUCAUGGAGUACAAAAACGCCCACUGUCCUUGGCCAUGGCCAGCAGUAUGCCGUGGAGGGCCACUCGGCACAUAUUAUGGAGCUGGACAGCAGGGAUGUCGUCAUGAUCAUCAUAUUUGGAUAUUCUUCAAUCUAUGGUUACACAAGCAGCGUACAAGAGUAUCAUAUCUCAUCGAACACUUGGCUUGUUCCAGACACAAAAGGAGCUAUUGUACAAGGAGGAUAUGGCCACACUAGUGUGUAUGAUGAAAUCACAAAGUCCAUUUAUGUGCAUGGAGGCUAUAAGGCAUUACCAGGCAACAAGUAUGGACUGGUAGAUGAUCUCUAUAAGUAUGACGUUAACACUAAGACUUGGACUGUUUUGAAAGAAAGUGGGUUUGCCAGAUACCUUCAUUCAGCUGUUCUGAUCAAUGGAGCUAUGCUUAUUUUUGGAGGAAACACGCAUAAUGACACUUCGUUGAGUAACGGAGCAAAAUGUUUUUCUGCCGAUUUCCUGGCAUAUGACAUAGCUUGUGACGAAUGGAAAAUAUUACCUAAACCAAAUCUUCAUAGAGAUGUCAACAGAUUUGGACACUCCGCAGUUGUCAUUAAUGGGUCCAUGUAUAUAUUUGGGGGAUUUUCCAGUGUGCUCCUUAAUGACAUUCUUGUCUACAAGCCUCCCAACUGCAAGGCCUUCAGAGAUGAAGAAGUUUGUACAAACGCUGGUCCAGGGAUAAAAUGUGUUUGGAAUAAAAAUCACUGUGAAUCUUGGGAAUCUGGAAAUACUAACAAUAUCCUCAGAGCAAAGUGCCCUCCCAAAACAGCUGCGUCCGACGACAGAUGCUAUAGAUAUGCAGACUGUGCCAGCUGUACAGCCAACACAAACGGGUGCCAGUGGUGCGAUGACAAGAAGUGCCUGUCAGCCCACAGUAACUGCAGUAUGACGGUCAGAAACUAUACCAAAUGCCAUGUGAGGAACGAGCAGAUCUGUAACAAACUUACCAGCUGUAAGAGCUGCUCACUCAACUUGAACUGCCAGUGGGAUCAGCGCCAACAGGAGUGCCAGGCUUUACCAGCCCAUCUUUGUGGAGAAGGAUGGAGCCAUAUCGGAGAUGCUUGUCUCAGAAUCAACGCCAGUAGAGAGAGCUACGACAGUGCCAAACUGUACUGUUACAAUCUGAGUGGAAACCUCGCUUCCCUGACAACCUCAAAGGAAGUAGAAUUUGUUCUGGAUGAAAUACACAAGUAUACGCAACAGAAGGUGUCGCCUUGGGUCGGCUUGCGCAAGAUCAAUAUCUCCUACUGGGGAUGGGAAGACAUGUCUCCUUUUACAAACACAACCCUGCAGUGGCUUCCUGGGGAACCAAACGAUUCCGGAUUCUGUGCCUAUCUAGAGAGGGCUGCGGUGGCAGGUUUAAAAGUGAAUCCUUGUACCUCAAUGGCAGACGGCCUUGUCUGUGAAAAGCCCAUCGUUAGUCCAAAUCAAAAUGCAAGGCCAUGCAAGAAGCCAUGCUCUCUCAGGACGUCGUGCCCCAACUGCACGAGCAACGGCAUGGAGUGCAUGUGGUGCAGCAGCACCAAGCGGUGUGUCGACUCCAACGCCUACAUCAUCUCGUUCCCAUACGGGCAGUGCCUGGAGUGGCAGACUGCCACCUGCUCCCCGCAAAACUGUUCUGGAUUAAGGACGUGCGGACAGUGUUUGGAACAGCCUGGAUGUGGCUGGUGCAAUGACCCCAGUAACACAGGAAGAGGAUACUGCAUGGAAGGGGCCUCCCGGGGACCAAUGAAGCUUGUUGGGAUGCACAGCAGUGAGAUGGUUCUUGACACCAGUCUGUGUCCCAAAGAAAAGUACUAUGAAUGGUCCUUUAUCCAGUGCCCAGCUUGCCAGUGCAAUGGCCACAGCACGUGCAUCAACGAUGAUGUGUGCGAGCAGUGCAAAAACCUCACCACUGGAAAGCAAUGUCAAGACUGCAUGCCCGGUUACUAUGGAGACCCGACCAAUGGCGGCCAGUGCACGGCCUGCACAUGCAGUGGCCACGCCAAUGUUUGUCAUAUGCACACAGGAAAAUGUUUCUGCACAACCAAAGGAAUAAAAGGGGAUCAAUGCCAAUUGUGUGCAAUAAAGAACAGAUUAGGAAAUGUAGCAAAGGGCAAGGCUUUCUACAGCCUUUUGAUUGAUUAUCAGUUUACCUUCAGCUUAUUGCAGGAAGAUGACCGCCACCAUACCGCCAUCAACUUCAUAGCAAACCCAGAACAGUCAAACAAAAACUUGGAUAUUUCAAUUAAUGCAUCAAACAACUUUAAUCUCAAUAUUACAUGGUCCGUUGGUUCAACAGCUGGAACAAUAUCUGGGGAAGAGACGCCUAUCAUCUCUAAGGCCAAUAUAAAGGAAUACAGGGAUAGUUUUUCCUAUGAAAAAUUUAAUUUUAGAAGCAAUCCCAACAUUACAUUCUAUGUAUACGUCAGCAACUUUUCCUGGCCUAUUAAAAUACAGAUCGCAUUCUCACAGCACAAUACUAUCAUGGACCUUGUGCAGUUUUUUGUCACCUUCUUCAGUUGUUUUUUGUCCUUAUUACUGGUGGCUGCCGUGGUGUGGAAGAUCAAGCAAACCUGCUGGGCUUCCCGACGGAGAGAGCAACUGCUUCGAGAACGACAGCAGAUGGCCAGCCGUCCCUUCGCUUCUGUUGACGUAGCACUGGACGUAGGAGCGGAGCAGACAGACUUUCUGCGAGGCCCAUUAGAGGGGGCGCCCAAGCCGAUAGCCAUGGAGCCAUGCGCUGGGAACAGAGCUGCAGUUCUGACGGUGUUUCUUUGUCUCCCUCGGGGAUCCUCAGGUGCCCCUCCCCCUGGGCAGUCAGGUCUCGCCAUCGCCAGCGCCCUCAUAGACAUUUCACAACAGAAGCCUUCAGAUAAUAAAGACAAGACUUCAGGAGUUCGAAACCGCAAGCCCCACCUCUCAACACGCCAAGGAACCUGUGUCUGAGCUAGAGACUGGCUUGUCGACUCUUCCAUUAAAGCUGUUCUACGGCCUUGGUUUUGAUGGAGGCAGAUCUCUGUGUGACCCCAGGCCCGAGGACAGGUCCCUCCAAAUGGGCAGUGACCCAAGUGGGCAAAGGAUGUCCCGAGUCAGGCUUUUAUGAAAUGUCGCAGUGUUGAUGGUGACAGGUGACAGACUCACUGUUUAUGAUGAUCAGGGCUUCAUCCUUGAUACCUUCAAACUACUCCUGAGGACGGGGUGGGGGUGGGGUGGGAUAAGAAGAUGUCUAUUGUUUCUUAAUGCAGAUGAAAACUAUGUAAUUCGUACGAACCAAACUGUUUAUACCCCCAGACUUUGAAGAAAGACAUUUUAUAAUUCGAGAAUGACUGAGAAUUGUACAGUUUUUUGCCUCAUAAGCAAACUUGAAUCACCUGUAUAAGGACAGGACAUGAACCCAAUGGCUUUAAAUGCUCGCUUCUCUCACUGUACUUGUGAAGGCUUUUGAUUGAAUAGGGGUAGGCAACGUAUUUAAAUGUUUCACACCAUGACUCUCACCUCGACGGGCAGUCUGAGAACAGGAUGAUUGUUCACCGCACUGGGAUGCAGAUGAAAAAUCAGGCCCACCUGGAUGGAGGGCGCGUACAACGUCAUAAGAGGUUUCUUUGAAUUCUGAGUGCGGAGCAUAUUCCUGCCAUCCAUGCCAACCGCCUAAUUCAUUAUCGGAGCUGAGAGAGUAUGGAAAAACCUAUCCAGGAAUCAGUUUUUCCCCUCCUUUCAAACAGCGUCGGAUACCAGAGGCCUGAGGAGCUCAAAGGUCGUUCUCUGACCAUGUGCCAGCAUCAGCUCCUGUUUGGAACGUAAUGUUUUGUCCUGGCCCAGGGAUCACUGGGUCCGACCAGAACAAUCCCUCUGCCUCUUUAUCAGAACAGGCCAUCUUCUGGUCUUCCUCUUGCAGCUGCUAGAUUUGACCUACCUUCCCAACGGCUACGACAAGGGUCGGAGGCGACACCUUCCAUGGCGGUGGCCUGCGCUCCAAGGUCCUUCCUGCCCCCCGACUUCAUGGAGAGUAGAAGUGGGGGUACGCACGCCCUGGCUGCUCGUGCUUCCCACAUAAACACGCACCAGUGUCCGGAGGGAACUGUCAGAAAUUCCACAGAGCCCUCGCUGCCCACGUUCAUCGUGCCCGAAUGACUGAAAAAUCUGAAGGAUGGCAGGGAAGGCGAAAUGAUAGGGUAAAAUACCAGCCUAUCCACAGAGGUCUGCUGAAGUUCAGUAGGAUGUGUGAGAUCCCAGUUUCUUCACUGCCAGGUGGCCCCUGGAGAAAUGGAGAGAACCGUAAUAGAUAUCCAAAGUUCUUGAAUACGAUCAAGUUUGUUCACUACAAAAGCCAUUUAAAAACCAUGGACAGUUCGUACUAGCUGUGUCCUCCUCGGCGUCUCUGGGGUUUGGGGAAGGUGAAUGGCACGUCACUGUUUACAGCUGAUGCACAGUCUCUUGCAUGCCACCUUGGUGCACUAGCAGACUACGACCCCCUUGUGAUAUUACGUGUUUAUUUCAGAAUACCGUUUACACAUAGUCAGCUUAAGUUGGUGAAGAUGGAAUGCAAAAUGUAACCGGAAUGACUAUACAACAUAUAGUUGCAUCGGAUAUAAGACUGCUGGAUUGCAUCUAACCAUGACUAUGUCAUUGUUUUUAUCAUUAGGCAUUUAUGAAAUAUAGUAUCUAUUCCUUAUGUUGGCAUGAUGGUUUUGCUCUUUUCCACAUGUUAAAAAUCAGUAUCUCUUAGAGUAAUUCUCUCUAUAGCCUGUAAAGUUUUAUUUGAGGGGGAGGGGGAUGAGGCCGUUUAUUUUUAUCUCCCUAUGAUGUUUUCACACUCAGUCAAAGACAGAGUGAGCUGAGUUCAUCAAAGUCGCCUAAAAACAAGUAGUUUCAUCAGCUUCUUUCUGGACCCUUUAAAUGUUGAUUUUCUUUUCUCAUUGAAAAAUGAAUUGACCAAAAUAUAAUCCUUUAAAAAUAAAA
Messenger RNA from Echinops telfairi (small Madagascar hedgehog), 6090 nucleotides. RefSeq names its product attractin like 1 (gene ATRNL1). Gene Ontology annotation, molecular function: protein binding. The record is from RefSeq and is a predicted model, not a curated record. NCBI's taxonomy places the organism in Eukaryota, Metazoa, Chordata, Mammalia, Afrosoricida, Tenrecidae. Gene Ontology annotation, cellular component: Golgi apparatus. The transcript has 30 exons. The annotation marks the transcript as partial.